Molecule: messenger RNA, 1580 nt
Organism: Balaenoptera musculus (blue whale)
Lineage: Eukaryota; Metazoa; Chordata; Mammalia; Artiodactyla; Balaenopteridae
Gene: YIF1A
Product: Yip1 interacting factor homolog A, membrane trafficking protein
Exons: 8
Coding region: 643-1524 (293 amino acids)
Biological process (GO): endoplasmic reticulum to Golgi vesicle-mediated transport
Cellular component (GO): Golgi membrane; endoplasmic reticulum-Golgi intermediate compartment; COPII-coated ER to Golgi transport vesicle
Source: RefSeq, a predicted model, not a curated record
CCCGCCCCGGCUGCCCGGCCUCCGCGCCAGUACUGGGGGAAGUAUGGAGGACGGGGAAGGAAAGCUAGCAUUGAGAAGGAGGGGAAAGAGCCCCGAGGGACAGGGCUUGGUCACAGCCCCACCGUCCCACUCCCUCUUGGAGCACGUCCCGCGAGCGACACUUCAUUCCCGGACUCCAGCCGCCGCCAGCCUCCGCCGGGUCUUCUCCUGCUGUAGUCGUGGCAGGUAGAGCGUCAAGUGCUCCACUGCGCAGGCGCGGAAAUACUUCUCAAUCUCCUCCUACUUUCACCCUUCUAUUGGCUGCUCCGCCGCGAACUAACAACCUCACUAUCCAAUCCGAGAGAGCCUCAAGUUGCUCCGCCUAUUCCCCCGCCCGGAAGUUGGUUACUGCCGAAUCCGUUUCGGCGAGGGCACGCCAGUAACCAAUUGGGAGAGGGGAUGGGCAAGCCGGCGCCGCCGAGGAGCCAAUGGCAGGCGGCAGAGGAUGACGCUGCGAACAUGCUGGUGUCGUCGGACAGGACGGGGACGUGUCUGGCUGCUCGGUAACCUCGGUCGGUGCCCAGGAAGCGAAGCAGCUGCCUCACUAGUAUUCGUACCACGAGGCGACGCAGCGGGCCCUCGGAAAGAGCGAGCGUCUGGGCCAUGGCUUAUCACUCGGGCUACGGAGCCCACGGCUCCAAGCACAGGGCCCGGGCAGCUCCAGAUCCCCCUCCCCUCUUCGAUGACACAAGCGGUGGUUACUCCAGCCAGCCGGGGGGAUACCCAGCCCCAGGAGCCGACGUGGCCUUCAAUGUCAACCACUUGAUUGGGGACCCAAUGGCCAACAUGGCUAUGACCUAUGGCAGCUCCAUCGCAUCCCAUGGGAAGGACAUGGUGCACAAGGAGCUGCACCGUUUUGUGUCUGUGAACAAACUCAAGUAUUUUUUCGCUGUGGACACAGCCUAUGUGGCCAAGAAGCUAGGGCUACUGGUCUUCCCCUACACACACCAGAACUGGGAAGUGCAGUACAGUCGUGAUGUGCCUUUGCCCCCGCGGCAAGACCUCAACGCCCCCGACCUCUAUAUCCCCACAAUGGCCUUCAUCACCUACGUGCUGCUGGCUGGGAUGGCACUGGGCAUUCAGAAAAGGUUCUCCCCAGAGGUGCUGGGCCUGUGUGCAAGCACGGCGCUGGUGUGGGUUGUGAUGGAGGUGCUAGCUCUGCUCCUGGGCGUCUACCUGGCCACCGUGCGCAGCGACCUGAGCACCUUCCACCUGCUGGCCUACAGCGGCUACAAAUAUGUGGGGAUGAUCCUCAGUGUUCUCACGGGCCUGCUGUUCGGCAGCGAUGGCUACUACGUGGCGCUGGCCUGGACUUCAUCCGCGCUCAUGUACUUCAUCGUGCGCUCUUUGCGAACAGCAGCCCUGGGCCCCGACAGCAUGGGGGUCCCGGCCCCCCGGCAACAUCUCCAGCUCUACCUGACUCUGGGAGCUGCAGCCUUUCAGCCCCUCAUGAUAUACUGGCUGACCUUCCACCUGGUCCGGUGACCCCCGGUCCCCACUGACACUGAUUUUUCCAUACAUUGAAGAUUUGGUUUCCUUGA